UGCUAUGAGUUCAGCAACUCCUCCCAACUAUCAUUUAACUGUGAAUGGACAGGCAGGCAGAUUAGGAAGUAGUGCCACUCAACAACGACCCGAUGGCAAGCCUUUUGUAAAAGCCUAUGGUUAUAUUCCUAACGAAACUACGAUUACUUGGGAUUUAACUGAUGAAGGAAGUGGAGACACCGAAAUUCCUUUAACUGACCCUGAAUUCCCUGAGCCUGAACCAGGAGCCGAUGGUGUGGAGCCUGAACCUGAUAUGCCUACUCCUGAUAUCGACCCAGGAGGAGGAGAACCCGAAAUAACUCCCUUAGAGCCUGACAUUACCCCUGAUACUGACCCUGAUGAGUUUCCUGAACCUGAUAUCCCCGAGCCAGAGAUACCUGAACCCGAGCCUACUCCUGACACCGACCCUGAUAAACCAACCGACCCUGAUACUACCCCUGAUAAAGGAGAUAGAGACCCCGGGGACGAUGAUGGAGAAAGACCUGAGGACUUUGAUUAA
Molecule: messenger RNA, 499 nt
Organism: Ambispora leptoticha
Lineage: Eukaryota; Fungi; Glomeromycota; Glomeromycetes; Archaeosporales; Ambisporaceae
Source: the annotation of a GenBank genome assembly